Messenger RNA from Lodderomyces elongisporus, 2838 nucleotides. RefSeq names its product carnitine O-acetyltransferase (gene CTN3). The transcript has a single exon. The coding region runs from base 1 to 2838 and encodes 945 amino acids. Gene Ontology annotation, biological process: carnitine metabolic process. Gene Ontology annotation, molecular function: carnitine O-acetyltransferase activity. The record is from RefSeq and is a predicted model, not a curated record. Lineage: Eukaryota; Fungi; Ascomycota; Pichiomycetes; Serinales; Debaryomycetaceae. Gene Ontology annotation, cellular component: cytosol.
AUGCGUCUUGGUGACCACUUGACUUUUUUAAAUGAAGAUAAGCUACCCACUUUACCAGUGCCUCCAUUGGAGUCCACCGUAGUGCAAGCCUUGGCUGCUUUGAAACCCAUCAUCCCCUACGAAGAAUAUGAGGCAGUGUUGGACGAAGCAAGCGAGUUUUUGGAACACGAAGUCAUACAAUUGAUACAACAACACCUCGUUGCCAUUGGUGAAAACCCAAAGGCACACAAUAACUACUUGGACGUUGUCAAUAACCACAUGACCCCGGCAAUCUAUAGCGUGAGCAAAUCUGAUAUCUUGCCCAAAAACCCAUACUUGAUUUUGGAAGAAGACCCAUACUCAAAAACAAUACACCCACCCAACCAAGCUGAACGAUCAGCAAACUUGAUCAAUUCAACUUUAAAGUUUAUCAUUACUGUGCGAAACGGCACCUUGAAACCAGACGUUACUCCCAAAAAUGGAACACCCUUGACCAUGUCCUGCUAUCGAAACUUGUUUGGUACCGCUAGAAUACCAGACUUUGACGGCAACUCUUCAGACAUUACAAUGACAAAAUAUAAGGAUAUAAAUGACUCGAGACACAUUUUGAUCAUCUCCAAUAACCAAUUUUACAAAUUAGAUGUGAUUGGCGAAUACACAGAGGAGGAAUACGCUGAAACCAAAUCAAAACACAAGAUUUUGUUCCAUGACCACGAAUUGGCAGAUAUUUUUCAAAGAAUUAUUGAUGCAUCCGAUGUCGUUGACUCUGUAGAAUCAAUCAAUAAUGCAAUUGGAUCAAUUACCUCGCAAAACUUGAAGAAUUGGAAAGAAGCUAGAUUUGAAUUGGAACAGUCAAAUGCAGAACAAAUGAAGUUGAUUGAUGAUGCGUUGCUUGUAUUGGUACUUGACUCAAACUCACCACAAAAUGACCAAGAAAAAACUAUGGUUAUCUCACACGGUACUACUGUGUUGAAUGACCUUAAUGUCCAAGUUGGAACUUGUACUUCAAGAUGGUAUGACAAGUUGCAAUUGGUGGUUACUAGAAACUCGGUUGCCGGUGUCGUUUGGGAAUCUUUAACAAUGGAUAGCACGGCAAUUUUGAGAUUUAUCAGCGAUAUUUAUACCGACUCGGUGUUGAAAUUAGCCAAGAAUAUCAAUGGAUCUGAAUACACCUUGUUUGAUCCAAAUGUUGCUUAUGUUUCAUCAUUAGAAACUAAACCAGAAGCUGAAUUGAUUUUAUUCAAUAUCUCAAACGAAUUGCAACAUAUUAUUCACCUUUCGGAAACUCACUUGGCAGAUCUUAUUGCCCAACACGAAUACAAAACCCAUACAAUCAAGUUGCAAACGAGACUAGCUGCCAAGUUUGAUUUAUCUGUAGAUUCAAUAAUGCAAAUUUGUUUUCAAAUUGCAAACUAUUCCCUUUAUGGAAGAAUGGUUAAUACCUUGGAACCAAUCACCACUAGAAAAUUUAAAGAUGCAAGAACAGAGUUGAUUCCAAUUCAAAAUGACUCAAUUGCUACCUUGUGCAAACUCUACAUAACCAGCGCCGAUGCUGAUGAAAAGUUUGAAUUGUUUAAAAGGUGUUGCGAAUUGCACAAGAAACAGUACCAAGAUGCUAUGCUCGGCAAAGGUUUUGAAAGACACUUUAUGUCGAUUGUACAAAUAUUGAAGAAGCCAGAAUGUGCACAAAGGUUGAAUGCCAUAAAUACUCAUUUACCACCAAUACCCGAUUUAGCAGGUGACCAGAUUAGACUCCCACUUUUGUUCAACUCAUGUAUUGACACAUUGCUGAGACCAGAGUUGUUGAUUUCCAAUUGUGGUAACCCCGCAUUGAGAUUGUUUGGUAUCCCACCUGCAAUUGACCAAGGUUUUGGAAUUGCAUACAUUAUCCACCACGAUAAGAUUAAGCUCACUGUGUGCUCCAAGCAUAGACAAACUGAUAGGCUUUUGGACACUUUUCACCGGGUUGUACACGACUUGAAGGUUAAUUUGAGAUCUAGGACCUCAUCUGUGACAAUGGCCCUUACAGACUCGCAGCAAAGAAGGUUGGAGCUUCAAAAGUUACGCGUGGAGCAUGAAUUGAGCAAAACUUCAUUGGAUACACCAACAACACAUCCUAUUCAAUUGGAUUUUGAUAACGAUGCGUCAGCUGUGGAUGUGACCAAGCGUGCCAAAGAGGUAUCCAAUGGCGAUACAUUACCUCCUCCAGCUGCAUCCGCAUCCGCAGCUUCUGGUUCCUCGAUUCCCAUCAAGGUGGGACCACAAACUAAACCAGGUAGAGGAAACAGAAGAAAGGACUCAUCCUCCGACGACAACGAUGACGAUGCAGAGGAUGCAGAGUUUGAAUUGAUGGGUGGGUAUGGCUAUUUUGAUUAUGGAAAUUUGGAUCUUCGCCCUACAGAGGAACUCUUGAGAUCACACAUGUCUUCGCAUUUCAAUAGUCAAGUGCAUUCGAAUAUCUCUAGUGCUUUAUCGUCAAGACACCAUUCGCAAACAAAUUUGAACAAGAUGGACAAGCUGGACAAGAAUGGGUUGUUUUCGUCUCCUUAUGAUUUGAAGCAAAAAGCCACACUUUCCGACAGGAUUAGAUCUCAAUUGUCCCACAGCGCAGAUUCACUUGCACGCACACAUUCAAAUUUGGCGAUGAGCACACCUCUGGAGAGUCAGCCAGUUAAAGUACAAGUUGGUAGUGAAGAUGAAGCAGAGGCGGAUUCAAAGCCGGAACGCGAAGAAGAACAAGGUGAAGGGCACGAAGAAGAUCACGAGGGAGAGCACGAAGAAGUUAAAAUGACAUAUGUGCUGCCCUUUGUCAACAAGAGCACGAUUGGCAGAAGACUCGACAUUUCACACUAUCAUUGA